CAACCGGACAGGAAGACCGCCCCCGCCCCACCGGCAACCGGGCCCCCACGAGCCCACCCCCCACCCCCGGAGAGCGCGGCGAGUCCAGCCCCCGGCCACCCCACCCAAGUUGGCCGCCACAGGACCACCCAGCACGGGGCCACGGGAACCACCCACCCCACCCGCAGGGACCCCAACGAUGGAGAUGGAACAACCAGCAACCGCCCCGCCGAGUCCCCCCCUGAGUUCUUCGGCGCGAUGGCGACAUGGAUGAGACACCACUUUUGAUCUGAGCUUUUCAAGCGAUGCACGUGGCCGUCAAGGACUGCGUCUCUCUCUUCGUUUACUCCUUCACUUUCCUGCUGGGCCUCCCCGCCAACCUGCUGGUUCUCUUCGUGUACGCCCGCAAGGCCCGCAAGCGCGGUGCCACGCCCAAUGUGGUCUACGCCCUCAACCUGUGCCUGGCCAACCUGGCGCUGGUGGCCUGGCUGCCCGUCAAGGCCCUGGAGACCGUGCUUCAGGACUGGAUGCUGCCGGCCCCCGUCUGCCCCGUCUACAGCUUCUUCCUCUUCGCCUCGCUCUACGGGAGCUGCCUCUUCAUCACGGCGGUGACCACGGGACGCUAUCUCAGCAUCGCCUUCCCCAUUAUUUACAAGCGAUACCGCCGCGUUCGCAUUUCCUGCUGCAUCAGCGCUGCCCUGUGGGCUCUGGUGCUGCUCCACCUCGGCGUGGGCCUGGUGGCUGAAGGCGGAGCCAACUUUGUCUCCGUUAAAGACGACGCGGCGGCGUGCUACGACCACUUCAACGCCUCCCAGCUGGCCGUGCUGCUUCCCCUACGCCUGGAAAUGGCCGUGGUCCUCUUCCUCCUGCCGCUGGCGGUGUCGUCCUUCUGCACGCUGCGCUGCGUCGCCCUGGUGUGGCGCUCCAACCUGCGGCCCGUGGGGAAGAGGCGAGUCCUCGCCGUGGCGCUCUCCACGCUGGCGGUGUUUGUGGUGUGCUACGCCCCCUAUAACGCCUCGCACAUGGUCGGUUUCGCCCUGUGGGAGAACGUGGAGUGGAGGACCUACGCCAUGUUGACGAGUUCCUGCAACGUCUUCCUGGAGCCCGCCGUCAUGCUGAUGCUGUCACCCGCCGUGUCGAGGGGCUUCAUGGGAAGGACGUGUGGGGGGCACAGCCAGUUCAGCCGCCGCGACGGGGGUCGCCAUCGCUGCACGACCCCCAACACUGUGGCUAACGUCAGGUCCCCUGCGACAAUCACUGAGGGGACUCAGGCUGGUGCUCUAAGUUCCUAAGACUAAGUUCCUCUGGCAAAGAGUAACAGGACUGAAAGUAACAGGAGUGAGUGUUGAGCACUUUUUUUUCCAACUCUAAAUCCAUUAAAUAGAUAUUCAACUCCUCAAAAUGUCCCAUCAUUUUUUUUUACAAAGAGUAACAGGACUGAAAGUAACAGGAGUGAGUGUGAAGCACUUUUUUUUUUACCAACUCUAAAUCCAUUAAAUAGAUAUUCAACUCCUCAAAAUGUCCCAUCAUUUUUUGUACAAAGAGUAAAAGGACUGAAAGUAACAGGAGUGAGUGUUGAGCACUUUUUUU
Messenger RNA from Entelurus aequoreus (snake pipefish), 1569 nucleotides. Its product is annotated as free fatty acid receptor 3. Gene Ontology annotation, molecular function: bioactive lipid receptor activity. Gene Ontology annotation, cellular component: plasma membrane. Gene Ontology annotation, biological process: positive regulation of cytosolic calcium ion concentration; positive regulation of calcium ion transport; response to fatty acid. The record is from RefSeq and is a predicted model, not a curated record. Bases 285 to 1271 code for a protein of 328 amino acids. The transcript has 2 exons. NCBI's taxonomy places the organism in Eukaryota, Metazoa, Chordata, Actinopteri, Syngnathiformes, Syngnathidae.